Ricinus communis (castor bean) is the source of this 792-nucleotide messenger RNA. RefSeq names its product auxin-responsive protein SAUR72. The record is from RefSeq and is a predicted model, not a curated record. The coding region runs from base 118 to 618 and encodes 166 amino acids. The transcript has a single exon. Lineage: Eukaryota; Viridiplantae; Streptophyta; Magnoliopsida; Malpighiales; Euphorbiaceae. Gene Ontology annotation, biological process: response to auxin.
CAGCAUCUUCAUCUUCUUUAAAUCUCACUCUUCCAUCCCAUUCUGCCUCAUACACACACAUAAACUCUCUCUCCUCUUCGUUAUCUUCACCUUCCUGGGAAUUAACUCAUAGUAUAUAUGGAUUCAAAGAAGUCUAACAAGAUCUCUGACAUUGUUAGGCUUCAACAGAUCCUCAAGAAGUGGAAGAAGGCAGCAACGAGUGCACCCAAGGGUAGCACCAGCAAUUCCAACGCUAGCACUGGCAGCAAGAGCAUCAAGUUUAUCAAGAGAACGCUCUCUUUCACCGAUGUUUCUGCAGCAGCAUCCGGUGAUAAUGUUGUCCCCAAAGGGUUCGUUGCAGUUUGCGUUGGGAAAGAGUUGAAGAGAUAUGUCAUUCCGACAGAGCACUUGGGCCACCAGGCUUUUGGGGUACUGCUGAGAGAGGCAGAAGAGGAGUUUGGUUUUCAACAAGAGGGAGUGUUAAAGAUCCCGUGCGAUGUUCCUGUGUUUGAGAAGAUCCUAAAACUGGUGGAAGAAAACAGAGAUGUCUUGUCUUUGCAUGAAUUAGGUUUUAAUGCAGACAGAGAUAUGAUUGGUUGCUGGUCACCUUCUUCACACCACCCUCAAAUGUGUAGAUGAGUUUUACUUACUUUCCUUUUCUUUCUUUUUAUCAUUUUUGCGCUCCAUGUCCAUUGGAUAUAAUUGGUGUUUUUGAUGCUGUAACUGGUUUGAGAAGGGUAUUAAACUUAAGAGAAGGAGGGAGUAAGAUUAUAUAUAAGCAAAUAAGAAUAGUUAAUGUUAACUUUUAUUGAA